This is a messenger RNA of Pleurotus ostreatus (oyster mushroom), 1125 nucleotides long. RefSeq lists its product as uncharacterized. Bases 1 to 1125 code for a protein of 374 amino acids. Lineage: Eukaryota; Fungi; Basidiomycota; Agaricomycetes; Agaricales; Pleurotaceae. The transcript has 4 exons. The record is from RefSeq and is a predicted model, not a curated record.
AUGAUCACUUCCACCUUCGUCUUCCUCGGCCUCGUGGCGAGCACCGUUCUGGCGCACCCCGUCCAACGGAACAUCGCGGAUUUCGACGACUUGGUCGUUCGCGACGCAGGGGCCGACACGAGCGUAUACGACAUCAUCAAAACCCGUGAGUUGGACGACCUCACCACUCGCGACGUCGGGGCCGACACCAGCGUUUACUCCCUAAUCCACGCCCGGGAGUCUGAUCUCGACGAACGGGACGAGAACAACUUCGAGGAGAGGGACUACGACGAGCUCGCAGAGAGGGCGGACGAAGAUUUUGAGGAGCGGGACUUCGACGAACUAGAGGACAGAGACUUCGACGAUCUUGAGGAGAGGGAUGUCGCGGAUGACUUCCUCCGCUAUGUUCGAUUAGAAGCACGCAAGGGUCGUGGAGGCGGAGGCGGAGGCGGAGGCGGCUCCGCCCCCAAACCUGCGCCUAAGCCCUCCACCCCGAAGCCACCUGCCCCAAAGCCCGCCCCUCCAAAACCGAAGCCACCUGCCCCAAAGCCCGCCCCACCAAAGCCCAAGCCUGACACUCCCAAACCAAAGCCCAACGCUCCCAAGCCUGCGCCCCCGAAACCAGCUGCGCCCAAGCCCGAUGCCCCAAAGCCCGCCCCGCCAAAGCCAAAACCUGACGCUCCCAAGCCAAAGCCUAACGCGCCAAAACCAAAGCCUGACGCUCCCAAACCAAAGCCCAAUGCUCCCAAGCCUGCGCCUCCGAAACCAGCUGCGCCAAAGCCUAACGCGCCAAAGCCAAAGCCUGAUGCUCCCAAACCAAAGCCUAACGCGCCAAAGCCCAACGCACCAAAGCCCAACGCGCCGAAACCGAAGCCCAAUGCGCCGAAACCGAAGCCCAAUGCGCCGAAGCCAAAGCCCAAUGCGCCGAAGCCAAAGCCUAACACACCAAAGCCUCCCGCCCCCGCUCCUAAGCCCAACAGGCCGCCUCUCGAUCCUAACACCGUAGUCGAGAACAUCCCCGGCAUCCUCGAUCCCGUCAUGCAACUUUGGAUGCAGCAACAAGAGCAACAGUUCCAGCAGCAGCAGAUGGAGCAGCAGAUGCAGAUGCAGAACCAGCCAGUUCCGCCGACGGACCCGGUGGCGUAG